Molecule: messenger RNA, 1077 nt
Organism: Lithohypha guttulata
Lineage: Eukaryota; Fungi; Ascomycota; Eurotiomycetes; Chaetothyriales; Trichomeriaceae
Exons: 2
Coding region: 1-1077 (358 amino acids)
Biological process (GO): sterol biosynthetic process
Cellular component (GO): endoplasmic reticulum
Source: RefSeq, a predicted model, not a curated record
AUGGACACGCCACAGCUGCAUCGACCACUUCCUCGCAGAGCUUUCGACCUCACUCCGAUUUCUGCUGAUUCGUCCAAGCCUCCUUCGCCAGCAGCAGAGGCUCAGAACGCUGAGCUUCUGAUGAACGAUCGAUCUGAACUUAGCCCUCCUCCCAGCCGCACACGAUCCAUCCUGAAUCUAACCUCUUCAACCUUGUUGGGUAUAUACUCGAACGCUACUGAUGGAGGAAGAGGAGAUGAGCUGAAUACACCUUGGGGCACUGGAGCUCAAACUCCCAGCUUGAGCCACAGACAAAGCGCUGAUGUUGAUCGACUACAAGUCCCGUCUUUCCCUUUCAGCAAUGAGACUUCUCGGAAACCAGUAGUGCGUAAGGCACCGAAGAAGACUGUUAAGAACUUCUAUCUUCCUUUGCUCACUCAGACUAUCAUGCUCUUCGCCUUUGGUCUGGGCUUCGGCUCCCUGCUCACACAUCUACACAAAACACAGCAAAUCACCCCGAUGCCUGUACCACGCGGUGGUACAAACUCGAGACACUAUCAGAUUGCUUGGGGUAUACUAGGAGUAAUAUUGGGAAAUGCACUACCACAACUGGACUCUCUUCUGGACGAUGACGACGCCAUUACUGGUGGCUUCGACACUAAGACAACCCAGUAUCAACAUAUUCGAUCAUUGUCCGGCACUUCCCAAUCUGGCAAGGAGAGACCUUCACUUACUGAUAAUGGUCUCGGCCCCAUGUGGUAUUCAGCUGUCCGAAGUGUCGGAGCUUUUGCUGGGAUCGCUUUUGCAUUGCGAAAAAUCCCCUGGCAGUCAACUUUACAGGUUUCAUUGACUCUAGCUGUUGCGAACCCAGUUUUGUGGUACUUGAUCGACCGAUCGAAGCCCGGUCUUGCAUUGUCCCUCCUUGUGAGUGUAGCAGGCACAUUCCUGUCCCUGUUACUCAACCCUUCAUUUGUGCCGGUACCGAACAUCUACCAAGAGCAUGCUUCGGAGAAGCUGGGAGUAUUUCUGUGGCUAGCCAGCAUACUAUUCUGCACUAGCUUGUGCUUUGGAGCUAUUGGUAGACGAUUGCAACUGUAG